GGCCACCCCCCCGGUUCCGGUGUCCCCCCGAGUUCGAGGCCGUGUCCGGGGGGGUCCCCAUGGGGGGGCCCCAAACGGAGCUGUGGCUGAUCCGGGCCCCGAUGGACUUCUGUCCCCAAAGCCUCGAGGGCCGCCCGGUGCCCCUGAACGGCCUCGAGCGGCUCCGCCCGGGUGACAACGACAACAACGACAACAACGACAACAGUGACAGUGCCACCCCCGGUGCCACCUACGUGCUGCGGGGCGGCCCGGCCGCGGCAGGGUGGCACUGUCCCCUGCUGCUGUCCCCAGUGUCCCCAGGGGGGUCCCUGGGCUGCGCCCCCCCCAUGAAGGGGACCCUGAGCAUCACCCGCAGCUUCGGGACACCGAGGGUGGCACCUGGGGACACCGCGGGGACAGCGCCACCCUCGGGGGGGACAGCGCCACCCUUGGGGACAGCGACACCCUCAGAGGGGACAGCGCCACCCUCGGGGACAGUGACACCCUUGGGGACAGCGCCACCCUCGGGGGGGACAGCGACACCCUCGGGGACAGUGACACCCUUGGGGACAGCGCCACCCUUGGGGACAGAGACAGAGGGGCCGGGACCCCCCGAGGUGACCAAGAGGAGGAAGAAGAGGAAGAAGGAGAAGAGGGAAGGGCAGGAGUGACCCCGGGGUGGCACCCGCGGUGUCACCUUUGUCACCUGAGGUGUCACCUUU
Melozone crissalis (California towhee) is the source of this 701-nucleotide messenger RNA. RefSeq names its product RNA polymerase I subunit G (gene POLR1G). NCBI's taxonomy places the organism in Eukaryota, Metazoa, Chordata, Aves, Passeriformes, Passerellidae. The transcript has 2 exons. The annotation marks the transcript as partial. The record is from RefSeq and is a predicted model, not a curated record.